UUCACUACUUUGAGCUUGAGAUCUUAUUGUAAACAAUAGUGAUGGCACACAACACUAAGGUGCCUAAUUCUUCAUCUACAAAAUUACAACAUGAUGAAAUUAAAGACAACAAAUCCAACCAAAAAGUUCCAUUCUACAUGCUCUUCACCUUUGCCGAUCGUAUUGAUGUAACAUUGAUGAUCAUUGGCAUUAUCUCUGCCGUGGCUAAUGGAUUAACACAACCUUUCAUCACACUCAUUUUUGGAAAACUCAUCAACACUUUUGGCUCCACCGUUCCAUCACACAUUGUCAAACAAGUUUCUAAGGUAUCUUUGUUGUAUGUUUACCUAGCUAUUGGGUCAGGAAUAGCAUCAUUUCUACAGGUGUCAUGUUGGGUGGUGACAGGAGAGAGACAAGCUGCGAGGAUUCGUAGCUUGUACUUGAAAACCAUAUUAAAGCAAGAUAUUGCAUUCUUUGACACUGAAACAAACACAGGAGAGGUGAUUGGUAGAAUGUCUGGUGACACAAUUCUCAUUAGAGAUGCAAUGGGAGAAAAGGUCGGGAAGUUUGUUCAACUUGCUUCAACUUUUUUGGGUGGAUUUGUGAUUGCAUUUAUAAAAGGAUGGCGACUAGCUGUAGUUUUACUUGCAUGUAUACCUUGUGUUGUCAUUGCUGGUGGUUUCAUUUUCCUGUUGGCUGCUAAAAUGUCCAGUCGUGGACAAGCUGCUUAUGCAGAAGCAGGAAAUGUUGUUGAUCAAACAGUCGUAGGGAUUAGAACGGUUGCAUCUUUUACUGGGGAGAAAAAAGCCAUAGAGAAUUAUAAUAGCAAGUUAAAAGUUGCUUACAAGACAAUGGUUCAACAAGGGAUCAUCUCUGGGUUAGGUGUGGGAAUUCUUCUCUUGAUUGUCUUCUGCACUUAUGGCCUUGCCAUGUGGUAUGGUUCCAAACUAGUUGUUGAGAGAGGAUACAAUGGUGGAACAAUCAUAACUGUUAUCAUAGCUCUUAUGACUGGUGGAAUAUCAUUGGGUCAGACAUCUCCAAGUGUAAAUGCAUUUGCUGCAGGCCAAGCAGCAGCAUAUAAAAUGUUUGAGACAAUUAAAAGAAAGCCUAAAAUUGAUGCAUAUGAAACAAGUGGUGUUGUCUUGGAAGACAUAAAGGGAGAUAUUGAACUUAAAGACGUUCACUUUAGAUACCCUGCAAGGCCAGAUGUGCAGAUCUUUGCUGGAUUCUCAAUGUUUGUUCCAAGUGGUACAACUACUGCUUUGGUGGGUCAAAGUGGAAGUGGAAAGUCAACUGUAAUCAAUUUAUUGGAAAGAUUCUAUGAUCCUGAUGCUGGAGAAGUACUUAUAGAUGGCGUGAACAUGAAGAAUUUUCAAGUUAGAUGGAUAAGAGAACAGAUUGGACUUGUUGGUCAAGAACCUGUCUUGUUUACAACUACUAUCAGAGAGAACAUAGCAUAUGGGAAAGAAGGGGCAACUGAUGAGGAGAUAACAACUGCAAUAACACUUGCCAAUGCCAAAAAGUUCAUUGACAAGUUGCCUCAGGGUCUGGACACAAUGACAGGGCAUAAUGGGACUCAACUUUCUGGUGGCCAAAAGCAAAGAAUUGCAAUUGCAAGAGCAAUACUGAAGAACCCAAGAAUCCUUCUUCUUGAUGAAGCAACAAGUGCAUUGGAUGCUGAGUCUGAACGCGUUGUUCAAGAAGCAUUAGAAAAAAUUAUGUUAAAAAGGACUACUAUUGUUGUUGCGCAUCGUUUGACAACUAUCAGAAAUGCUGACACAAUAGCAGUGGUUCAUCAAGGAAAAAUUGUGGAGAGAGGAACUCAUAACGAGUUAACCAUGGAUGCUAAUGGUGCUUAUUCUCAACUUAUUCGUCUUCAAGAAGGAGAAAAAGAAGCUGAAGGUAGCAGAAAUAUAGAUAGUCACAAUUUAAAUAUAGAUAGUCACAUGGCUGGAUCUUCCACUCAGAGAACUUCCUUUGUGAGAUCAAUAAGCCAAACUUCAUCGGCAAGUCUUAGGCAUUCCCAAUCACUUCGAGGCUUGUCUGCAGAAAUAGAAUUAACAGAUAUUAAACAAGGCCAACUUGAUAACAAGAGAAAACCCAAUAGGGUAUCUAUAAUGCGUUUAGCCAAGUUGAACAAGCCUGAGGUUCCUGUCAUGCUGCUUGGAACCAUUGCUGCAAUAAUAAACGGCGUCCUGUUCCCGAUGUUCGGCCUCUUGUUUUCAUCAGCCAUUAGUGUGUUUUACAAACCUCCAGAACAGCAGAGGAAAGAGUCCAGGUUCUGGUCACUUUUAUAUGUAGGUUUGGGUUUGGUUAGUCUAGUGGUUUUACCACUGCAGAAUUACUUAUUUGGGAUUGCUGGUGGAAAACUUAUAGAAAGAAUUCGUUCGUUGACAUUUGAAAAAAUUGUGCACCAAGAAAUUAGCUGGUUUGAUGAACCUGCAAAUUCAAGUGGUGCAGUUGGUGCAAGAUUAUCUACCGACGCUUCAACUGUGAAAGGUCUUGUUGGUGACACCUUGGCCCUAAUUGUGCAGAACAUAUCAACGCUCACAACUGGUCUAGUUAUAGCGUUCACUGCUAAUUGGAUUCUUGCUUUUGUAGUUUUGAUUGUGUCACCUAUGGUCCUUAUUCAAGGUUUACUUCAGAUGAAGUUUCUUAAAGGAUUCAGUGCAGAUGCCAAGGUGAUGUAUGAAGAGGCAAGUCAGGUGGCAAGUGAUGCUGUUAGCAGCAUCAGAACUGUUGCAUCAUUUUGUGCAGAACCAAAGGUGAUGGACAUGUAUAGGAAAAAGUGUUUAGGACCACAGAAUCACGGUGUUCGCUUGGGGCUUGUUAGUGGUGUAGGAUUUGGUUUCUCUUUUUUAGCUCUAUAUUGCACAAAUGCUUUCACUUUCUACAUAGGAUCUGUUUUAGUGCAACACGGGAAAGCAACUUUUCCAGAGGUUUUAAGGGUUUUCUUUUGUUUAACAAUGACAGCAAUGGCCGUUUCCCAGUCUAGUGCAUUGGCACCAGACACUAACAAGGCCAAAGAUUCUACAGCUUCAAUAUUUGAAAUUCUUGACAGUGACCCUACUAUUGACUCCAGUAGCAAUGAGGGUGUAACAUUAGAAACAGUUACAGGUGAUAUUGAACUUCAACAUGUCAACUUUAAUUACCCAACAAGGCCUCACAUUCAAAUUUUCAAAGAUUUAAGCAUAAGCAUCCCAUCUGCAAAGGUACUAUUUUGGUUGUACGAAUCAACUGUUGCAUUAGUCGGAGAAAGUGGCAGUGGAAAAUCAACAGUUAUAAACCUGUUAGAGAGAUUUUAUGACCCUGAUUUUGGACAUGUAUUAUUAGAUGGAGUGGAUAUUAAAAAGUUAAGACUAAGCUGGCUGAGGCAACAAAUGGGUUUGGUUGGUCAAGAGCCUAUUCUUUUCAACGAAAGCAUUCGUGCCAACAUAGCUUAUGGCAAAGAAGGAGGUGCUUCAGAGGAUGAAAUCAUUGCAGCAGCCCAAGCAGCCAAUGCACACAGCUUCAUAAGUUCUCUUCCAAAUGGUUAUGAAACAUCUGUUGGAGAAAGAGGCACACAACUAUCCGGAGGACAAAAGCAGCGUAUAGCUAUUGCAAGAGCCUUGCUGAAAAAUCCAAAAAUACUUUUGCUUGAUGAGGCAACAAGUGCACUUGAUGCUGAGUCGGAGCGUAUAGUUCAAGAGGCACUAGAUAGAGUGAGUGUGAACAGAACAACUGUGGUGGUGGCUCAUCGUCUUACGACAAUUCGAGGGGCUGAUACUAUAGCAGUAAUUAAAAAUGGUGUGGUUGCUGAAAAGGGAAGACAUGAUGUGUUGGUGAAGAUUACUGAUGGGAUUUAUGCUUCAUUAGUAGCUCUUCAUUCAAGUGCAUCCUAAGAUUUUUCUUCUUCUUCUUCUUCUUCUCUGUUGUUGAUCUUGUAAAUUUUCAUUAAUUAGUUCUUAUUUGCUAGUUUCUUGUUACUUUUCCCUACUGAAUUUGUUAAUAGAUUUUGUGGUUAAGCAAAAGGGUUUGUUUGACACACAUUGCAUGAUGAGAUGAAUGGGAAUUGGUUAAACUGAUUUUGUUGUUUC
This is a messenger RNA of Cicer arietinum (chickpea), 4055 nucleotides long. RefSeq names its product ABC transporter B family member 9-like. The record is from RefSeq and is a predicted model, not a curated record. Gene Ontology annotation, biological process: transmembrane transport. Gene Ontology annotation, molecular function: ATP hydrolysis activity; ABC-type transporter activity; ATP binding. Gene Ontology annotation, cellular component: plasma membrane. Lineage: Eukaryota; Viridiplantae; Streptophyta; Magnoliopsida; Fabales; Fabaceae.